AUGGAUAAGGCAACAGAGAUGUACAUGGAGAAACUGCUUCAGAAGACAACCUAUCUGUCUCACAUCCUUACUAGUCAAGUUGGAGAACUGUUCAGAAGAUUUGAUCAACAGUAUGUCCAGAGCAUGGGGGUCAGUGACAUAGUCCCUGACUUUUGCCACACUGAAGCUUUUGAUACUCCAGAAACAAAAGAGGAAACUCUAGAAACCAAUCCAAAAGAACUGCUGAAUUUGGCAUACAGUAUACUGGGUUCCUACAAUGACACUCUGCAUCACCUUGUGGAUGAAAUGUCCAUCAUGCAAGGAAACACUUCUGCUCUUCUCAUCAAAGCCAGACAGAUUCAGCAAAAAUUUAUAGACCUCAUGUAUGGCGUUAAAUUAAUGCUUAUCGUGAUGGAAGAACAAAAUAAUGCAUUCUUCGCUCCCUGGUCUGGAGAGUCAUCCUUGCAGCUGCACAAUGCAGACGAGCGUACUCUUUAUAUUUAUAACCUGAUACGCUGUGUAUUCAGGGAUGUUCGAAAAAUAAGUACUUUCAUCGAGAUCGUCAAGUACCAAAUGACCAAUCAAAUGAACUGCUAA
Acomys russatus (golden spiny mouse) is the source of this 576-nucleotide messenger RNA. RefSeq names its product prolactin-2B1-like. The coding region runs from base 1 to 576 and encodes 191 amino acids. The transcript has 4 exons. The record is from RefSeq and is a predicted model, not a curated record. NCBI's taxonomy places the organism in Eukaryota, Metazoa, Chordata, Mammalia, Rodentia, Muridae. Gene Ontology annotation, molecular function: hormone activity; prolactin receptor binding. Gene Ontology annotation, cellular component: extracellular region. Gene Ontology annotation, biological process: positive regulation of cell population proliferation; positive regulation of receptor signaling pathway via JAK-STAT; response to nutrient levels.